AUGAGUAAGAAGGGUGGAAAAAAUGAAAAGAAAGAAGAAGUUAAAGAAGUCAAAGAAGAGGAUCCAUUCUUAAAGACGCUUCUCACAAGCUACAUGAAAGAGACCCCAUCAAGAAUCAAAACAAUCGACUGUUUCAUCAUCUUUCAGCUUUUGAUGGGAAUUUUAGUGUUAAUAUAUGGCUUUUUGUUUUGUCAUAACCCACUUAAUUCCUUUGUUUCUGCUCUUUUCUCGUGUUUCGGGAUGUUUGUCUUCACAAUGUCUCUUAGACUUCGCGAAGGUGAAAGCAACAACGCUCGUGGCUAUUUUGUUGAGUACAUUUUCUGCGUCAUUCUCCUCCAACUUGCUGUUGCAAACUUUUUAGGAUAA
Molecule: messenger RNA, 366 nt
Organism: Entamoeba invadens IP1
Lineage: Eukaryota; Evosea; Mastigamoebida; Endamoebidae
Product: dolichyl-diphosphooligosaccharide--protein glycosyltransferase subunit DAD1, putative
Exons: 2
Coding region: 1-366 (121 amino acids)
Biological process (GO): protein N-linked glycosylation
Cellular component (GO): membrane; oligosaccharyltransferase complex
Source: RefSeq, a predicted model, not a curated record